This is a messenger RNA of Archocentrus centrarchus (flier cichlid), 1797 nucleotides long. It is a transcript of the gene seh1l, whose product is annotated as SEH1-like (S. cerevisiae). Gene Ontology annotation, biological process: positive regulation of TORC1 signaling; cellular response to amino acid starvation. Gene Ontology annotation, cellular component: Seh1-associated complex; nuclear pore outer ring. Lineage: Eukaryota; Metazoa; Chordata; Actinopteri; Cichliformes; Cichlidae. Bases 122 to 1273 code for a protein of 383 amino acids. The transcript has 9 exons. The record is from RefSeq and is a predicted model, not a curated record. Gene Ontology annotation, molecular function: protein binding; structural molecule activity.
GGUCAACAUGGUGCAUUACACAAUCACAUUACCGCCAAACAAACACUAGGCGAGCAGACACAUGACAGGCCUGCCAGUUAACGUUUCCAGCUAGAGUCGCCGGCAUAUUGUUGUUGUAAUCAUGUUUGUAGCGCGUAGCAUCGCGGCAGAUCAUAAAGAUCUAAUUCACGACGUGUCGUAUGAUUUUCACGGCCGGAGGAUGGCAACCUGCUCCAGCGACCAAAGCGUCAAGGUCUGGGACAAAAGUGACAAGGGAGAGUGGCACUGCACAGCCAGCUGGAAGACGCACAGUGGAUCGGUGUGGCGAGUGACCUGGGCACAUCCAGAAUUUGGGCAGGUUCUAGCUUCCUGCUCCUUUGACAGAACAGCUGCUGUCUGGGAGGAGAUUGUAGGGGAAUCCAAUGACAAGCAGAGGGGACUGAGCCACUGGAUUAAGAGAACUACACUAGUGGACAGUAGAACUUCAGUGACUGAUGUGAAGUUUGCCCCUAAACACAUGGGUCUGAUGCUGACCACCUGCUCUGCAGACGGGGUGGUGAGGAUCUAUGAGGCUCCCGAUGUGAUGAACCUGAGUCAGUGGUCCCUGCAGCAUGAGAUCUCCUGCAAGCUCAGUUGCAGCUGCAUCUCUUGGAACCCCUCCAGCUCUCGCGCCCAUCCUCCCAUGUUUGCUGUGGGGAGUGACGACAGCAAUGUAGCAUACGGUGGGAAGGUUCAGAUCUAUGAGUACAAUGAAAACACGCGGAAAUAUGCCAAAGCAGAGACGCUUAUGACGGUCACUGAUGCAGUCCAUGAUAUUGCAUUUGCUCCUAACCUGGGAAGAUCUUUCCAUGUGCUCGCCAUUGCAACAAAAGAUGUUCGAAUAUUUAAGCUUGUUCCUAUGAGGAAGGAGAGCACGUCCACAGGACCCACCAAGUUUGAAGUGCAGAUUGUGGCUCAGUUUGACAACCAUAACUCCCAGGUGUGGCGUGUGAGCUGGAAUAUCACCAGCACCCUGCUGGCCUCCUCUGGGGAUGAUGGCUGUGUGCGCCUCUGGAAAGCUAACUACAUGGACAACUGGAAGUGCACUGGCAUCCUGAAGGGAGAUGGCAGCCCGCUGACAAGUUCAUCUGGUCAGCCUACAGCCAUGAAUACCGUGGUGGGCUCCUCUGUUCAGUCCUCCCAGAAUUCCCUAAACGGGAUGUCUGCAGGAAGGAUUGGCAAGAAAGCUCCCUUUGCUCCUCCCCUGCGGCACCUGACCUCUCCAAAGAUAUACCAGCCACCCACAUAUUACUAAUGUGUCUUGUGCAUCAGCUCCCAGUUUCCCGUAUUUGAAAUGUAAGACUCUGUAAUACAUGUCACAACUGGAUACCCGGGUUUUACUUUAUUUGGCAUGAAAUCUGGCACGAGCCUUCCAGUUCAUUUUUUCUGAUUCUUUUUGUUUUGUUUUGCCAGGUUCACUGCUUAAACAUUUCUUAAAAAAUAAACUUGUCAUUACUCUGUCUGCUUCCCUCUUAACUUGUUAGUUUUUAGGCAGAACAUGCACCCUUCUUUUAAUUUCUCCUUUUUGCUUCCUUUUAUUUUUUUACCCUCUUGUAUAUUCCUUUUGUUGUCUCUUCUCCCCGUCCACGUAUUUGCUGUCUUUGUCUCCUCUUCCUCCUCGUUUUUCUUUCUUUAGGUAUUUCUUUCCUCCUCUGGACCCUCCCAGAGCGGGUAUUGUGUAUGGUCACCUGCUGCCUCCUUCCUCCCUAAUAGAGCACUGUGAUAGUGAGCCCAUUCAGCCUCAGCAACAGGCUCUUCCCCACAGGCUCUCCUCCAGGG